This is a messenger RNA of Chilo suppressalis (striped riceborer), 2480 nucleotides long. NCBI's taxonomy places the organism in Eukaryota, Metazoa, Arthropoda, Insecta, Lepidoptera, Crambidae. The record is from the annotation of a GenBank genome assembly.
AAACAUCUGUCGUGCAUUGAGUUAUUCAGUUAACCUCAUGCGUUUUUUAAUCGUAUUUGCUAGUAUAGUGCUGGCUGUGUUAGCUGUGCCAGUACAGUGGUCUACAAUGGAAGUAAUCAAUAAAACGACACAUGCUCGUCUUAGUAGUGGUUGUAGCUUCAGGAUAAACGGCGAUCUUGGACAACCUCAGCCAGUCUAUCUUCUUGAGAACAAUUUUCUGCGCGCCAGCGGCAACACGGGCCAGAUCAACCUCCGUGUUGACCAGCAAAUACGCGUUAGCUGUCCCGGCAAUAGAAACAGUAUUCGCCACACAAACGUAGCGUCUCCGGUUCAGACUGCUACUGCAACUUGCGUAAGCAAUAAUGAAGUAUCUGGAGCAGGGUGGCUUAGUAAGAAUAGUGAUUUUGGUGGUCUUACAUGUUCAGCAAAUGCUGCGCACCAGGCUCAAGCGACAGGUCGCAGAUGCUUCAACAACAAUAUUGUAAUCAGAGUCGGUUUCACCGUUGACGACGUAUUCCAUAUAUGGUAUCAUUCCUGUUUUGACGAAAAACGCUUGGAAGUUUUAUAUGUUUGGUACAACCAAGAUGCAACAAACGCAGUUUCUCAAAAUAACGUGCCCCGGCCAAAUUUUACAGGUGGUGGUUUUUUCCCUGGUGUUAAUAUCAACAGCGUAUAUACAAAAGCACAACAAAAAAAGGCCGUUGCAAAAAUUGUUGGACAAUACAUGGCUGACCGUUAUAUGACAAACAAUCAGUAUUUUGCACAGGGUCACCUUGCGGCAAAAAGUGAUUUCAUCUUCGCUACUGGCCAGCGUUCUACAUUCUAUUUAAUCAACGCAGCUCCUCAAUGGCAACAAUUUAACGCUGGAAAUUGGAAAACCUUAGAGCAGAAUCUUCGCGCUCGUAUCGGUAAUGCAGGUUACACAACUAUCAUUUAUACCGGUACUUUCGGAGUCACUCAACUCCGCGACGCACAAGGACAACUCCGUGAUAUCUUUCUUCAUCAAUCUGGUAAUACUAGCCAGGUUCCUGUACCUCAAUUUUAUUAUAAGGUGGUGUAUGAUGCGAGUCGUCGUCUCGGAACUGCUUUCGUGGGUAUUAACAAUCCGUACUACACCGCUGCUGAAGUGCGCACUCUUCAAUUCUGUACGGACCGCUGUCGGAACAACAACGCCUUCAGCUGGCUCAACUGGCAGCCCGACCGGAUCGAUCUCGGUUACAGCUUCUGCUGCACUAUUGCAGACUUCAGAAGAAACAUCACCCACAUUCCUAAUUUUAAUACCAUAGACCUCUUAACAUAAUCUUACACCCCGAGUAUACAUGUAACAAACUGACAACAAUUUUAUUUUUUCAACGUUUUCGUUUACAGUUUUUAUGUAUUUAUGGUAAUUAAACACUUUUUUUAGAAGAGUUCAAACUAUCUUCCAGAGUGUAUCUCAGAAAGUAUUCAUUUAAGGGAUAACAGUUAAUAGUAGAUAGUUGCAUCGAGCGCAAAGUGAUUAUUAAUGCACGAGUAAAAUCAACAUAACAUGUUGAUUUUACUUUGACAGAUUUUACUAGAAAUAAUUCCACGCGGACCAGGCAACACAUUACUGUUCCUUCAUUACUAUUCCAAUUUAGGAGUUGAAAAUCUUACCUUUUCCGUCCAUCCAUACCAAGUCAUUCAUAAGUACUAGUUUGGAAAAAAAAACUUUUCACAUAUACAUACAUACUGGACUAUUCAAAACGGUCCAUAAUCCACACUAAAUGUUCAACAAAUAUUUAUUUGCAAAUAUUAAUUUCUUAUUUUAUCACCAUAGUACUUUUACUUAUUAAAGAUUUAAAGAAAAUUUUAUGAAUUUGUAGUUGCAGGCCCCAAAUUAUUAUCUUAAUUUCAAUAAGUGUAGCACUAUUUUAUGAUUAUUUAUGGGUCACUAAUGAUUAUAUGAUUAUACUAAACUGUGCCUUGUGUUGAAAUAAAUAGAAAUAUACAUAAACACUAAAGUUAUUUUCCCAAAUAAUGGCAUCAGUAUUAUUGCAGCCUUGGGGUCUAAUUUUUUAACAACUCCGACUUUAGCGGCAUUUUCAGAAAUUUGUAACAAAAAUCAGUAUUCAGAAGCUCCUUUUUGGUUCUUAAUAAUUUUCUGCAGAACUUCAACCUCCAUACAAUGUCCAAUGGAGUGAAUAUUAAAACGUAGUGUGAAUUGAUAUUAUAUUAAUAUAAUAAUUGUGGCGCAUCUUGAAUUUCCAUCACAAAUAUUGUUAUUCUUUUAUAUCUUUGUACCUAUAACUGCCACUUUUUAGGGUUCCGUACCUCAAAAGGAAAAAACGGAACCAUUAUAGGAUCACUUUGUUGUCCGUCCGUCUGUCAAGAACGUUUUUCUCAGGAACGCGUGGAGAUAUCAAACUGAAAUUCAUAUCUAAUACUCAUGUCAUGCUCCCUUGGAGCUGUGAAAAAAUUCAACUUCUAAGCCAAAGCAAUCAAAAGAUACAGCCGUUUAU